AUGAAUCCAAGCAAGAUACAAGAUCAAUUAGGUUAUCUGGUACUCCACGAAUCUGGAGCUACAAUAUCGAGUAGUGGAGAUUUAGAAAAUGAUGAAAAAACUGCUGAAAUUAUAUAUAAUUUAAUAUCAGUGGCUGAUAAAUUAGAUGUUGUCGCAUUUCCCUCCGGUGGCUUCAACAAAAUUUCUAUUUGUUUUAAAGAUUUUUGUUAUGUUGUGUGUAUGUCAAACAAAAAAAUUCAUAUUGUUAAAAGGAAAUUUCCCACGGGUCAAAGUUCACCCAAUACUCCUGCAGAACCAAAUUUAAUAGAUCUUCAACCUUCUACAAGCACUUCGGAUAAUCCAUAA
Pediculus humanus corporis (human body louse) is the source of this 345-nucleotide messenger RNA. RefSeq lists its product as uncharacterized. Gene Ontology annotation, molecular function: guanyl-nucleotide exchange factor activity. Gene Ontology annotation, cellular component: lysosome; Ragulator complex. Bases 1 to 345 code for a protein of 114 amino acids. The transcript has 3 exons. NCBI's taxonomy places the organism in Eukaryota, Metazoa, Arthropoda, Insecta, Psocodea, Pediculidae. Gene Ontology annotation, biological process: positive regulation of TOR signaling; cellular response to amino acid stimulus. The record is from RefSeq and is a predicted model, not a curated record.